Molecule: messenger RNA, 270 nt
Organism: Adineta ricciae
Lineage: Eukaryota; Metazoa; Rotifera; Eurotatoria; Adinetida; Adinetidae
Source: the annotation of a GenBank genome assembly
AUGUGUGUUUCACAACGAAAGUUUCAAUUAGAUACAAUUAUAAUUAAUCUGAUCAAAUCAUGUGGUUUCAAAGAUUCUAAUCCGGAUUGUAUACGUGUCCUUCGAACAUGUUUAUUCAACGUUUAUCAAGAUCUUCUAAUGCGAUUGAAACAACAUAUGGAAUCGCUGGGCUCGUCAGUCACAUUUCAAGAUGCUUUCGAACGAACAUUAGACGAAGUGCUGUCCAGCAAUCUACGAGAAUUGUAUUGCUACAUGAAACACGAACAUUGA